AACGGCGCGCUCCAGUUGGAUAACAAGCACGUUCUACAGGUACAGUUCACAGCUGGUUGCAAUCAGGAUAGUGCGUAGUUAGAGGGACAUCCAGAUAGGAGGACUGUUCAGAUGACCGGGAGAGGGCGCUAGUGAAAGGUGGCAUUCGUUGACGGCUCGAGCGCUGCACGCGGCUGUGAGGCGGUGAGAGCGAGCCAGAGAGCAAACGGCUUCUGCUGUACCUAACUAGCAGACGACAAUCGAGUGAAGCGCGGGAAGGAUUAAAACAUCAGGAGUGUCAACAUGCGAUUUGAAAACUUCGCACUCCAAUAAAAAAUUCCUCAGAUCUCUUGAUCUACGAACAGUGCUAUCAUGCUGUCUUGUGUUGGACAGUUCCCAAGAGGCUCAGACAGAACAAGCAGGGCAAUGCUAUCCGUAGCAUUGGAAGCAAGUUGGGAGAUGCUCACAGAUACAUGUUUUUCAUCAAAGGGCAAUAUCACAAAGGGAACAUGACUUGUAAACAAAACAACUUUCUCUUGAUCGUAGCUGGACUGUUGACUGCUUCAGGACAGGAAUGAGUAUGGUUGCUCUGGCCGUGCUACUGUGCAUUGUUUGUGGGGUGGCUUGCAACACAGAGACAAAACAGGAUGUAUACAUAGCGGGAUUGUUCCCUACGGACGAGAACAUCCCCGAGGGAGCUAUUGGACGGGGUGUCAGACCCGCGGUGGAACUAGCAUUGCAGCAUAUAAACAAUCAUACCGGAAUACUCAGCCGCUAUAACCUCAAGAUGACUUGGAAUGACACAAAGUGCGACAUGGCGAUGGCAACGCGGGUGUUCUUCGACAUGAUGGAUGACCACAACUCCACCAAGGUGAUUCUCUUCGGGGACGCUUGUUUCCAAGUGACGGGGCCGAUCUCUCAGAUAUCUAAAUACUGGAAUAUGUUCCAGCUCUCCUACGCCGAUACGAACCCGCUGCUGUCAGAGAGGGAUAAAUACCCAUUCUUCUUCAGGACGGUGCCGAGUGACUCUGACUUCAACCCAGCGAGACUGGCGCUCUUAAGGAACUUCAACUGGACACGUGUGGGGACGCUUUUCCAGUUUGAUCCCAAAGGGUCAACCAAGUACAAUUACGCACACAACCGCUUGGUGUCACUUCUGGGAAAGACAAAUAUAAAGAUAGACCAGGAACAGAGCUUUGCAGUGGAUCCGGAAGCAGCAUUAGAAAAAUUAAAAGCGGAGGAUAUACGGAUAAUACUGGGGAACUUUGACGAAAGCACCGCCAGACGAGUAUUCUGUGCCGCUCACAAGAAACAAAUGUACGGCGCUCGCUAUCAGUGGAUGAUAGUAGGGGAGUACGAGGAUGCGGGAUGGUGGAAAAAACCUGACUCGAAGAUCACGUGUACAAAGACGGAGAUGAAUGAGACGGUGUAUGGCUGCCUAACAACGGACCUCCUGGAGCUUAGCAGCAGUAACGAAACAACUGUCUCAGGAUUGCGUCCAUCAGCUUACGAAGCCCUCUAUAAAGAAUGGAGCGGCACCCAGUUUAGCAAGUUUCAUGGCUACGCCUACGACGGCGUGUGGGUGAUCGCCAAAGCCAUUGACACUCUUCUGACGGGUACCAAUCCGGACCUCAUCUCGGAGGACACUUUCAGAGGUCCCAACGUCGGCAAGGUGCUCAAUGAGACGAACUUCCUAGGAGUGACGGGCAGGGUUCAAUUCAACAAUGGCGAUCGGCUCGGGCAGAUCCGCAUCCGGCAAAUCACAGCAGAUGGGAAAAUGGUGGAAAUAGCUGAAUACCACGCCUCAACUGAUAGUCUCAACUUCCACCGCGAAAUUCAGUGGAGAGGAAGCGGGCCUCCCAAAGACCGGAACAUUGAGUACCCGGAGAUGCGGCGGGUCUCAGUGGCUGUGUACAGCAGUUUGUGUGUGUUGUCUGCCCUUGGUAUCAUCAUGGCCGUGGGCUUCCUGACUCUCAACAUUCUGUACAGGAGACACAGAUAUAUCAAGAUGUCGAGUCCAAAUAUGAACAACCUGAUUAUCAUUGGGUGCAUCCUGUGUUACCUCAGUGUGUUCCUAUUGGGGACGGACGGCGGAGUUGUCUCCCGUUCAUUGUUCCGGUAUUUAUGUCAGAUCCGUGCCUGGGUGUUGGCCCUGGGCUUCACGUUGGCGUUUGGGGCCAUGUUCAGCAAGACGUGGAGGGUACACGCCAUUUUCACCAACAUCAAACUCAAUAAGAAGGUGAUCAAGGACUACAAGCUGUUUCUGAUCGUGUGUGUGUUGGUGCUUCUGGAUGCUGUCAUUCUGGUGGCCUGGCAGGUGUACGACCCCAUACAGAGGGCCGAGAAAAACCUGGCCCCUGAGGUUUACGAGGACUACAGUGUUACUCCUGUUUUAGAAUAUUGCAAGAGUGAAUUUAUGGAGAUCUGGUUGGGAUCCAUUUAUGCAUAUAAAGGCCUCCUCCUUGUAUUUGGUUGUUUUCUGGCGUGGGAAACUCGACACGUGAGCAUCCCUGCAUUGAACGACUCCAAGUACAUCGGCAUGAGCGUGUACAACGUGGUCAUUAUGUGCGUGUGCGGGGGUGCUGUGUCUUUCCUCAUCAAGGACCAGCCCAAUUCCUCCUUCAUCAUCAUCAGCCUCUGUAUCCUGUUCUGUACAACAAUCACACUGUGCCUUGUGUUUAUGCCAAAGAUGAUUACACUACGGCGGAACCCCAAGGGUAACGACACGCGUGUUCGAGCAACGCUGAAGAAGACGUCCAAGAAAGACGCCACAGAUAGUAGCGAACUCCAGCUGAAAAUUAGAACUAUAGGAGAUGAAAAUAGGAAAUUAAGAGAGAUUUUAGCUCAGCGAGCCUCCGAGGUAGAGCAUAUACUGGAGCAGCUGGGUGAGGAAGCGUCAACCUACGACCUGGGCAUCAGAUCCGCCGUGCACAAGAAGGUGCUGGAGCUCAGGGUCUCGGAUGUCUCGCCCAGCAAAAUAUCUCGUUCUUCCAGUGCCUCCGAGGCUGACUGCACCUCCACGUACUCCGAGGUCAGCGGUACCACGAGUCUGUGGGCCGACUCUCCGCCCUUGGCCAGGACGUCCAAAGUCCGAUUACUCACUGACAGGCUUCGACCAGAGGUUAUAGAACUAGCGGAUCUCAGAAAUAAGGGUCUGACUUCACGCACCUGCAACGUGCUAUCUCCAGCCGAGGAGGAAGAUGACGAUGAUGAUCCGUUCGGGGGAGUCUAUCUGGGACCUCCUGAAAUAGACAUACCUAAACCUAAAGUUAAUUUUGAUAGCAUGCCUGAUAGAAUAGCAAAGGAAGAGCAUCCAACAGUAGAAAGCAGAGUUCGCCCUUCCUGCUCCAGGCUGCGUGCGGACUCGGACGUUUCCUCGGAGACCGAUCAGGAUCGCAGUGAGCCAAUCAGCGUUCCCAGCCUACAAGAGAAUGAUGACGAUGUCGACCCGACCAGGUCGCUGCUUUCAUAGUAUGCAUGUUUGGCGGUAUAACAGCGCGCCUUUCAACAGCGAAAUUAGGACGCGGAAGGCGCCACAGUGCCCCGUGCAAUAUUUGGCCUAUCACUGAGGCUACAGAAGAGACAGAGA
Messenger RNA from Haliotis rubra (blacklip abalone), 3568 nucleotides. Its product is annotated as gamma-aminobutyric acid type B receptor subunit 2-like. Gene Ontology annotation, cellular component: membrane; G protein-coupled receptor heterodimeric complex. Lineage: Eukaryota; Metazoa; Mollusca; Gastropoda; Lepetellida; Haliotidae. Bases 554 to 3451 code for a protein of 965 amino acids. Gene Ontology annotation, biological process: gamma-aminobutyric acid signaling pathway; G protein-coupled receptor signaling pathway. The record is from RefSeq and is a predicted model, not a curated record. Gene Ontology annotation, molecular function: G protein-coupled GABA receptor activity. The transcript has 23 exons.